UCCACUAAUCCCGGUUUACUGAAAUAGAUUACACUUGUGUCUGCUGUACCGCGAGUUGCUGCUCUUCAGAGCAGUUCUGCGACCAUAGCUGAAGAUUGCAAUCGGUGUCAAGGAGCCUCUUGAGCGGGGAUAUACUUACAACCCCCUGCAUCGCUUCAAGAACUGCCUGCUACAAUAGAAAUGAGACGUGCGAGGUAACACCACUGCUGACCAGCGUGACAUUACUUCUGGGAAAUUACAUCUCCGGAUCCCACCAAGUGACAUCCAUCCAGCUGCAGAAAUGGGUACCAUUCUCUCAAUAUCUCCGUCAUCUCGGAAGACAACUAUCGUGGUCAAUGGACCCGAGCCUACCGAGAAAAGCCUUAAGAAACAUUCUGUACUGGAAUCAGCCUUGUCGUUUAAAAGAUAUGUUACCUCGUCGUCGAAGAAUACCAAAAAAGUUAACCCGGAUUGCCAGCUACAAGCCAAUGAAAAUCAGGUGGAGCAAUUGAAUAACGAAAAUCUGAAGAAAAGAGAGCACUUGAGUCCAGAACCAGUACCAGCACAGAACCCUCCACCAACUCAAUCACUGACACCCUCUCACAGUGGCAAAAGGAUCAUUGCUGUGCAAAAACAAUCCAGCAAGCUAUCCCUCGUCUCUCCCAGGAAGGUGAUUGUCCAAGCAUCGACUGGCGAGCUUCUGCUUUGCCUCGGAGAAUUUUUUUGCAGAAGAUGUUAUAAACUCAAAGCACUCAGUGCGAACGAAGUUGUCAUUUGGUUCCGAAAUGUAGACCGAACCCUUCUGUUACAAGGCUGGCAGGAUCAGGGUUUCAUCACACCAGCUAGCCUGGUGUUUGUCUACUUGAUCUGUCGAGAAACGGUCACUGAAGAUGUUGACACCCGAGGCGAACUUCAUGGCAUCUUUCUUACCUGCCUGUACCUGGCUUACUCAUACAUGGGCAACGAAAUCUCUUACCCUCUCAGCCCCUUCAUUGUGGAGGGUAACAAGGAUACUUUCUGGGAUCUGUCACUAAGUGUCAUUGAUAACAUGAGUGAUCAAAUGAUGCAAAUCAACAUUGAUCCACAUUUUUUCACUGAGGUAUUUCAGGAACUCAAAGGCGAGAGUGUGACAAAAGAUGCAAAGGGAAGUGACCUAGAUCGUUGAGUGUCCUAUCAUUUGAAUGCUUUGCUGAUAGUAUGGAGAUUACGUGCUAUAGGCUACGAUAUCUGUUUGUCUCAUUCGGGUGGCAUAUUUGGCAGGGACCUUUGAUCUUUAUUUUAUUUUUUUUAAAAAACAGUGUUAAUAGGGAUAUAUGAAGCCUGUAUCUAGAAACCAGUGUUCUGUCACCGGUUGGACUAGCCUACAGUAUUUGCAUGCCGAAAAGAUUGUGUUUAUGAACUUGCUCAUCAGAUGUAGCUCUGUGGUGCAAUACUGUGAAGAAUACUGCUCUGAAACGUAGUGUUUCCAAUUAUGUUACUGUUUUUCCUUGUUCAUAAGAACACAAAUAUUUCAAGGCAGUGCUGCUGUACAGAUGACAUGGGGAACUAUCCAAGGUGCUGGCCCUGGCCUGGCCAGAAUGCACGUCCAUUUUGUUUAACUUCAAAAAUACAUUUUUGAAGACAAGAUGUCCAAUGUGCCAAUAGAGGUUGUUUUAAACAACUCUUUAUAUGUUGUAUAUUUGUUGCUGAUUUGAAUGUUUUGUGGUUUUAUUUUACUCUCUAUUGGUAAAGAUUAGCUAAUUUUCCUAUGAAAUCAGUUCAGCUGAUUUGUCAAUAUGCCUAUUUUUGUAGGCCUGUUUACUAGAACAGAUAGACCGUGAUCCAUUUCAGAACAGUAACAUCUGUAUUCAACAGGCAUGAAUAUGAGCUAUUAAGCUGGAACUUAUAAACUGCCCUUUUAAACUUGGAAUCAACAUUUCCCCUCUGAAGACAUGCAGCUCCUAUGUUAGACUGUAUCUCAAUGACAUACGGGUUUUGAUGUUGUUCUUUUUAAUCCACUUGAAUAAAAUGUUAUUUUACAGGAGAUCUCACAGCCUUCUCUAAAGGCAAACACUACACAAGGUUUAUGGUUACAAAAAUAGCCUACCUCGUUGCUUUCACAGUCCACUGACAUUUUGUGCACUGUCUGCAUAUGUGAACUGUAUACGGAGUUUGAAGACCUGACAA
Messenger RNA from Alosa sapidissima (American shad), 2145 nucleotides. RefSeq names its product cyclin-dependent kinase 5, regulatory subunit 2b (p39) (gene cdk5r2b). The transcript has a single exon. NCBI's taxonomy places the organism in Eukaryota, Metazoa, Chordata, Actinopteri, Clupeiformes, Clupeidae. Gene Ontology annotation, biological process: brain development; positive regulation of cyclin-dependent protein serine/threonine kinase activity; activation of protein kinase activity. The record is from RefSeq and is a predicted model, not a curated record. Gene Ontology annotation, molecular function: cyclin-dependent protein serine/threonine kinase activator activity; protein kinase binding. Gene Ontology annotation, cellular component: cytoplasm; protein kinase 5 complex. Bases 281 to 1144 code for a protein of 287 amino acids.